UCGCCCCGGCUCCUCUCUGUGAGCGGCCGCCCGGGCCCGGCCAUGGCGGACUUCGACGAGAUCUACGAGGAGGAGGAGGACGAGGAGCGGGCGCUGGAGGAGCAGCUCCUCAAGUAUUCCCCCGACCCGGUGGUGGUGCGCGGCUCCGGCCAUGUCACCGUGUUUGGACUAAGCAACAAAUUUGAAGCAGAAUUUCCUUCGUCUUUAACUGGAAAGGUUGCACCUGAAGAAUUUAAAGCCAGCAUCAGUAGAGUUAACAGUUGUCUUAAGAAGAACCUUCCAGUUAAUGUACGAUGGCUACUAUGUGGAUGCCUUUGCUGCUGCUGCACUUUAGGUUGUAGUAUGUGGCCAGUUAUCUGCCUCAGUAAAAGAACACGAAGAUCGAUUGAGAAGUUAUUAGAAUGGGAAAACAAUAGGUUAUACCACAAGCUGUGCUUGCAUUGGAGACUAAGCAAAAGGAAAUGUGAAACGAAUAACAUGAUGGAAUAUGUCAUCCUUAUAGAAUUUUUACCAAAGACACCGAUUUUUCGACCAGAUUAGCAUUUGAUUUAUUUAUAGAGACUUAUUCAAGUAUGUUGUCUUUCCAAUGGUGCCUUGCUUGGUGCUCUCCUGGUGGUGACAUAGCAUUGGUUCUACAGAAUCUUGUGGUGUUUUCAUUUUUUUGUUUGUUUGGGGUUUUUUUUGUUUUAUUUUGUUGUUUGUUUGUUUUUUAAAUAAGAGCAUGUUCUAAGUGCAGUUGGUCAAAAUCCACAAAGUAAUUUCACGCAGAUGUUAACUACUACUUAAGUUAUUGUUACUUUUAUUACUUCUGUUUAUUAAUGUAUCUUGAUUUUCAAAGAGUCUUUUAUAUGUGUGCGCGCGCGCGUGUGUGUACAUAUAUAUAUUACUAUAAAUACACAGCUGAAAAUGGUAUACAAGUGAGCAGGUAUUUUUUUAUCCCAAAAUGACACAACUGAUUGACUGUACAUUGUGUAAGUCCUUUUAAUCAUUCAUUUACAUGCCGAAGUAAGAUCUUCCUAAAUUUUUGUCAGUGACUAGUCAAUUGUAACUAUUUUUAUUUCGUUUUUGGAUAUUGGCUAACCUCUUCCAACAAAAGAAGGAGAUAAAGUUCUUUCUGAAACUGCUUUUUGGAACCCAAAUGUCAUUGCAUUAGUAGCAAUCUCUGUGCUUUUCAUGAAGAAGUCCUGUCAGCUGGUUCUGAAAAAGUUCUAAUUUAAAGGUUAAAAAAAAUAAAAGCAGCAAAAUAUAAUUAUUUUACUAAGACUAGAAGAAUU
Haliaeetus leucocephalus (bald eagle) is the source of this 1274-nucleotide messenger RNA. RefSeq names its product cysteine-rich hydrophobic domain 2 (gene CHIC2). Lineage: Eukaryota; Metazoa; Chordata; Aves; Accipitriformes; Accipitridae. Bases 43 to 540 code for a protein of 165 amino acids. The transcript is spliced from 6 exons. The record is from RefSeq and is a predicted model, not a curated record.